Messenger RNA from Vicia villosa (hairy vetch), 1257 nucleotides. RefSeq names its product tRNA (mnm(5)s(2)U34)-methyltransferase, chloroplastic-like. The record is from RefSeq and is a predicted model, not a curated record. NCBI's taxonomy places the organism in Eukaryota, Viridiplantae, Streptophyta, Magnoliopsida, Fabales, Fabaceae. Bases 41 to 865 code for a protein of 274 amino acids. The transcript is spliced from 7 exons.
AAGCUACAAUGAAUUAAUUUUUCAAUCAAUUCAAACCGUGAUGUUAUCCUUUCGCUAUCGUUUCUCUUCUUUCGCAACUUCUUCUCGGAGACUCUUGUUCCUUGUUCCUUCACAGACACACACUCUAACCAACAUCUCCACAAAUCACUCUCUCUGCUCUGUAAAACCCAUUAAACAAAAUAAUGCCUUCUUUUCUGUUGCUGUUGCCAAUGACAUUCAUUCUUCUUCUUCUCUCUCCAAAGAUUCUCCCUUUUCAGGGUUAGAGGAUGUUUUUGUGAGCUUCCUCUUUGGAAAGAAAAAGGCAACGGAUGUUGCUCACAUGGUAUGGAAACAUGUUGUUCAAAAAGGAGACACGGUCAUCGAUGCCACAUGCGGCAAUGGUUUUGACACCUUAGAGAUGCUCAAUUUGGUUGCUGAUGAUUCACAUAAUGGUUAUGUGUAUGCAUUGGACAUUCAGAAAGAUGCUUUAGAUAAGACUUCAUCGUUGUUGGAAGAGUCGCUUAAUUCCUAUCAGAAACAUGUCAAGCUCUUCAAUAUUUGCCAUAGUAAAAUGGAGGAAGUUGUUCAAAGGAAUUCCUCAGUUAGGCUUGUUGCCUUUAACUUAGGUUAUCUUCCGGGAGGCGACAAGGAAAUAAUAACAAGAUCGGAAACAACAUUACAAGCAUUAGAAGCUGCAGAGAGAAUCGUAAUACCAGGAGGACUUAUUAGCAUAGUCGUAUAUGUUGGACACCCCGGUGGAAGGGAAGAAUUGGAGACUGUUGAAACUUUUGCUGCUAGAAUGUCUGUUGAGAAUUGGAUCUGCUGCAAGCUACAAAUGUUAAACCGGCCAUUUGCUCCAAUACCAAUUUUCUUAUUCAGAAGAUAAUGAGGUUUCUUGGACUCUAGAUCACCUUGGGUUUCCUGUUCUUCAUUCAGUUUGCCUCGAUCCCUGGUCGGAUUCGAGUGUCUUGAUCUUGGGUUGCCACACCUGUUAAGUGUGUCUGUUUCCUCCAUAAAUUAGUUUGAAUCAUGUUGAUUUACAAAAUGAUAUAUGGCUGUUCAUGGAUGGAAAAUGAUUUGUAUUAAUGUCCUUAGGAGCAACCCCUACCCUCAUGUAUAUCCUUUUGUAUGGAUUUGUAGAAGAUAUUACACUUAGUUAGGGUUGUUCAAAAAACUGUGAAUCGAACUGCCGAACCGAACUGAUUGAAGCUAAAAUAGUCGAACUGUUAUGUUUGAUUAGUGAACCGAAACAUAUUGUACAAACGAUUUUAGAACCAA